Medioppia subpectinata is the source of this 1674-nucleotide messenger RNA. Lineage: Eukaryota; Metazoa; Arthropoda; Arachnida; Sarcoptiformes; Oppiidae. The record is from the annotation of a GenBank genome assembly.
AUGUUUUUGGCCAUUGUCUGCGAAGUGGGAUCUAAUUACUGGAUAAACGUGUGGACAUCUGGUAACCACUCUUUGUCGGACACAUCCGGCGACACCAACAACAACAACGGCUACUUCUUAGGCAUAUAUGUGUCGGCAAUAGUAUUGUACGCAAUCUUCACACUGGGCUCGACAUUGCUCUAUAGGGUAGGUCUGGUGCGGGUGUCGGCGCUCAUACACAGCGAUCUAUUAAAUAGCGUAAUGCGAACUCCGCUCUCAUUUUUUGACGUCACCCCAACCGGGCGUAUAAUAAACCGAUUCAAUCGAGAUAUCGAGAUGAUUGGCUUGCUUUUACCAUGGUUUAUGUACGCCACUAUUCUCUAUGGCAUGCAGGCCAUCACAAUCAUGGCUGUUAUUGUCUACACCAUACCCAUUAUCAUUGUUAUGAUAGUGAUUGUGGCCAUAGUGUUUGCCAUACUUUACCGGAUUUCAUUGUGGACCACAAGACAACUGAAUCGUAUGAAUUCAAUCACUCGAUCGCCAAUCUAUAGCCACUUUAACGAGAGUAUCGCCGGCGCCGUCUCUAUCCGGGCCUACAAAACAGGCCAUACGUUCACCAAAACACUGCAAAAAUUUAUCGAUACUAACCUUAAUGUCCAGAAGCAUACAGUGGCGGCCAACAUGUGUGUCAGUAUUUGGACGGCGAUUAUCGGCUCAUUCAUUACAUUCUCGGCGGCGCUGUUUGUGGUGCUGAAGAGGGAGGACAUGACACCGGGUUUGGCCGGCUUUGUGCUCAUCUACUCGUUUGAGAUCAUAACCAGUAUCUCAUGGGCGCUGAGGUUUGUGUCCGAAACCGAGACCGAAAUGGUGUGCGUCGAGAGAAUCCGCGAAUAUUCACAAUUAGAGCCCGAAUUCAGUUGGGAUUCGCCGCCCGAGAGCAAACCGCCCGACGGCUGGCCAUUGCAACCGAGCGUUGAGUUUAUUGACUACACGGCUGCCUAUCGACCCGGACUCCAGCCGGUGCUCAAAGGACUCAACUUUAAGCUGGAGGCCGGCGAAAGGGUGGGUAUCGUUGGCCGCACGGGCGCCGGCAAGUCGUCCAUGACUUUGGCGAUGUUCCGCAUCAUUGAGCCGACGACCGGCCGCAUAGUCAUUGACGGCGUGGAUGUGACCCGAAUUGGUUUACACGACUUGCGCUCAAAGUUAACAAUUAUACCGCAAGAGCCGAACCUAUUCGCCGGCACUCUUCGGCUUAAUUUGGAUCCGUUUGACAACUAUAGCGAUCAACAAUUGUGGACAGCGCUGGAGAGGGCGCACCUGAAGGACUUCAUCGCCGGCACAGCGGACGGCCUGUCGUACGAGAUCGCCGAAAGUGGUGACAAUCUGAGCGCAGGUCAGCGCCAAUUGGUAUGUCUGGCUCGCGCUCUACUGCGGGACACAAAGAUCCUGGUGCUGGACGAGGCCACUGCUGCCUGCGAUCUCGAGACUGAUUCGCUGAUUCAGUCCACGAUUAGGGAUGAGUUCACCGGCAGUACUGUAUUGACAAUCGCUCACCGAUUGAAUACAGUCUUGGAUUACAAUCGGGUUAUAGUCUUAGAUAAGGGAGUGAUUGUCGAAACCGAUUCGCCCAACAAUUUGCUCCAAAACCCCGAUUCAGUCUUCUAUGGUUUGGCCAAAGAGUUUGGUAUUGUUUGA